UAACGUAUGAACCUGUGGAACUGGUAUCAGUUCAACAGAAGACGUCGGCUAAGGUAGAAACGGUGAGGCUCUGAAGCCUCGACAGGCUUUAAAAAUGGGACUUUUCACCGUUUUGUGCUCGGUGUUUCUUCUCGGUGCUGCUGUACCUGCCUGGAGUGAGAAACACACCCUGUACUACAUAUAUACAGCUUUAUCCAAACCAGUCGAAUUGCCCGGCAUCUAUCAGUUCACUGCUAUGGGUCUGCUAGAUGACAGAGAGAUUGACUAUUACAAUAGCCACGGACAGGAAAAGAUUCCCAAACAGCCCUGGAUGAAGGAGAAAAUGGACAAUGAUUACUGGGUAAAAGGCACCCAGUCCAGAAAGAGUAAAGAACAGUGGUUUAAUGUGAACGUUGACAUUCUGAUGAAACGCAUGAGACACAAUGAUUCUGAUGUUCAUGUUCUACAGUGGAGACAUGGUUGUGAAAUUGAGAAACUGGGAGGUGAAGUGAAGUUUUCCAAAGGCAUUGAUGAAUACAGCUAUGAUGGAGAGAACUUUUUGUCUUUUGAUGAUAAGGAGUCUCAGUGGGUUGCUCCUGUUGAUGCAGCUCUUCCAACCAAGAGGAAGUGGGAUAAUGUGCCCAUCCUAAACCAGUACACCAAGGGCUACCUAGAGAAAGAGUGCGUGGACUGGCUUAACAAAUUCAGAGACUAUGGAGAACAGGAGCUAAGCAAGCACUCUCCUCCAGAAGUUCAUGUGUUUGCAAUAAAGUGCAAAAGUGACAAUACCAAGCUUAAACUCACUUGUCAUGCAACUGGUUUCUACCCCAAAGACGUGACACUGCUAAUUAGGAAAUAUCGCACAUCUCUGCCUGAGGAUGAGAUUGAUUCCUCAGGAGUCAGACCAAACCAUGAUGGAACUUUCCAGUGGAGAAAGAGUGUGAUUAUACUGGAGAAUGAAAAAGCAGACUAUGAUUGUUUUGUAUUUCACAGAACCCUCAGUAAACCAACCAUCAAGGAAUGGGAUGGAAAAUGCCAGGAUUGUCUACCAGAGAGUAUGCCGGUUAUGACUGUAGCUGUGAUUGGAGUCUUGCUUAUGCUGGUAGUCGUGGCUCUAGUGGUUUCCAUCUUAAUGAAGAAAAAAAUCACUGCAUUCAACUGCAGCAAAAAACCCAGCACCGAUGAAGAAAAUGUUCAAUGUAAUCUGCAAGAAGGAUCAGGGAAUGCUAGUAAUAGAUCAGACAGCAACACAAGCUCCUCUCAGGUGGAAUCAGGACCCAAUUCAGUAAAAGCAGUAAGUGAGCGCAAUGGUGACUCUGACUCUGGACAAGAGAGUGCUGGUUCAUCUCCAGGCAGCAGUCAUUGUAACUCUCAGGAGGAAGUGAACCAAGCGAAUGAGACUUCAAGCGGUGAAAGUCAAGAGCUUGCAGAAGAACAAUCACUUCUAACAAAGCCUUCAGAGUGAGAGCAUUACAUAACUUUUUUAAAUGGCAGAUCUGUGUUAUUUUGUUACUGUCAAUGCUGACAUUUGAGUAAUAUAUUGUUUCUCAUUUUUCAUAUAAUCUAGAUUUUUUUAAACAAUUUGCUCAAUAGAAUUAUACUUUCUAGAUUAUACUUUCCAAAAGAAAAAGAGCUGAUCUUUCAGACCUAUUAUUAUUGCUACUUCUAAAGAUCCAGAGUAGGGACUUUUUUACCAUUUGCUAUUUUUAAAACCAUCAUUCAAAUAUUUGAUAGCAUUAAUACUAUUGAAAAUAAUCCAGAGCAUAAUAUAAUUAUAAUGAUCUUAUUAUAAUUAUGUGGAAAACUCUGUAAAAAUUAGAUAUUCGUAUAAACUCUUAAAUGGUGUGCUCUUUAAAAAUGGUUAACAUUGUGAUUUUUCUACCUUGGUUCCACUUUUGUAUUAUUAUAUUUCAUUUGUACAGGCUUGUACAAUGAUACAAUGCUCACUACAAUCAAUUUUCAUGAUAUCAAAAAGUGGUAUCAAUGUGGUAUCAAAAAGUGGAAUGCCUGCUUGCUGUGUGGGAUCUAUUUAUUCUUUAUAAACAUGUUGUCACCUGUUGUAAGUAAAUUGGGUAGAUUACGGCUGUUUCCACUGUCAGAAUGGACUGUCUGAAUCUGAUUUCUAAUGUGUUACUUAAGAUUUCAUGGAAAUAAUAAUACAGCCUUGGUUUAAUAAAAUCAAACUUUCAAUAAAAUGUUAAUCUAAA
Molecule: messenger RNA, 2186 nt
Organism: Puntigrus tetrazona (Sumatra barb)
Lineage: Eukaryota; Metazoa; Chordata; Actinopteri; Cypriniformes; Cyprinidae
Product: H-2 class I histocompatibility antigen, Q10 alpha chain-like
Exons: 10
Coding region: 95-1444 (449 amino acids)
Biological process (GO): immune response
Cellular component (GO): external side of plasma membrane
Source: RefSeq, a predicted model, not a curated record